This is a messenger RNA of Eimeria acervulina, 273 nucleotides long. RefSeq lists its product as hypothetical. The transcript has a single exon. Lineage: Eukaryota; Apicomplexa; Conoidasida; Eucoccidiorida; Eimeriidae. Bases 1 to 273 code for a protein of 90 amino acids. The record is from RefSeq and is a predicted model, not a curated record.
AUGCAGGUUCUGUCGGCUGCAGAGUUGCUGACCCGCGUAGCAGUAGCAGCAGCAGCAGCUGCAGAAGCAGAGGCAGUUGCAGUAGCACUAACAGCAGCAGCAGCAGCAGAAACAGCGGCAGUCCCACCAACAGCAGCAGCAACGCGCGCAGCAACAACAGCAACCACAGGAGUUGCUGCUGCUGCAGAUCCUCAAAUGCCGUCAGGUUAUGGAAAUAUGUGCCAGUUUAAGCGCAGCAGCAGCAAGCUCUUAAAGAACUUGACGCAGCAGUAG